This is a messenger RNA of Amoebophrya sp. A25, 7535 nucleotides long. Lineage: Eukaryota; Dinophyceae; Syndiniales; Amoebophryaceae. The record is from the annotation of a GenBank genome assembly.
AUGCCACGAGGGUUAUCAAACGCACCAAAGCGCAUACCCUCAUACAACAACAGUAACAACAUGUUGUUAAGGCUUCCCCUAAUCCAUCUCUGUAGGCAUCCCCCAAGCGUAUGCGCCCUAAUACAAGGGACACACUGACGCAUAUGCUUGAGGCGGAAUUCCCACAGGGAUGAAUAAGGGAGAGGUCUAAUAUUGACGGCUCCUAACGGCUCGGGUCCUGGCUCGGGGCUGGGGCGGGGCAUAGUGCCGUCGUCGCCGGCGGUGCUGCAUCACCACAAGGAGGAAGCGAAGGCAGAUCACGCGAAAAGCAAGAUCACGAUGCGGGCCGCGGAUCCCUCCAAGCAAACCCGAAUUCGAUUGCCCAAGCAUCAAUCGCGACUAAAAGAAAUUCUCCCAUGUUAAGAAUUUUUAUAUUUCUCAACAACCUUGUUGCAUCCUGCUUCACAAGAACUCCCAUAAUCUUCCUUGACAACUGAAGAAUAUUUUCCAAUGGGAAAUAAGGGGUCAAGAAGGAUCCUCAGGAUGAUCUGAAGAAUCUUGUCCGCAAUGGCGGAACCACCUCUAAUGAUGGAUCCACCCGAAAAAGAAGAAGAUUUCCUUGGCGGUCUUUCGCCGUCUCUUUUCGAUCCUGAACACGAGAUACGGCAGUACCGAGACCCGUGGUGAGAUCCCGACGUUGCACUUCGUGCGCGCGAUGCAGCGUCUCUCGAUCAUCAUCGGCGACAAGAAAAUCGCGCAGUCUUUGAAAUCCUACGACCAAGAUGGCAGCGGAACCGUGGGAUGGUGGGAGUUCGUCGCUGCGUGGAACGGCAACAGCUACGAGAUCGAGCACACACUCACGGAAAGAACUUAUUUGACGCUAGAUGAUCAAACAAGCAGCACAGGUACUACAUCAGGACUUUUAAUACUAGUAUCAAUCUACUAGAAGUACCACGUACUAUCUUCAAUCUAGAGGUUGUACCACCACGAGUAGUGACAAUAUUGAUUUCCCUCAUGUAGUACUUCUAUCAGAGCAAUUUAUAAGGUUUCACAGCUCGCAUGGCAUGAAGUGCAUGGAUCCCAUGGAGUAGCAUGGAGCUAAAGGGGGAGCCUCUUGCGCCCCUUAAAGCUCUGCGCUCCAUGCUACUCCGUGCGCCAUGCGUGCUAUAAGCUACUCCGUUCUAUCUCUAUGUCUAUCCUUCUCGGUGGAGGUCUUCAGCCCCGCCAUCGUCCCGAGGAGUGAUAGCCGCGUUAUUCUUACUUGCAAAGUGAAGCUUUACUAUCAUCCCUGUUUUUGAAGUGUCCACCAGCACAAUUUAAAACUUCACUACAUCAACAACAGUUGGUUUCUACGUCUCCACGAUUUCAUUGGGUAUGAUUAUUUUAUCUUCUGCCUCCUUCGUACUGGCGACGCUCCCCAGUAUGAUGACUCAGCGAGAGGGCUGCGGCAUGGACAGGUGCAUGGCCAGCGGUGCGGGCUCCUACACAUCCAAUUCUAUGAUCGACUACUGCAAGGAAGAGUGCGUGCCGCGACAACCGGAAAUAUUUGGCGCUUUAGAGGUUGUGUGCGUCAUCGUCUUCUCUAUGGAGUAUUUCGGACGCCUACUCACCUGCUGGGCAGUGCGACAAGAAUUCCAAAACGAUGAAAUACUGGUACUAAUACACUUAUAUAUAAUAUCAUCUAUUUUUAAUGGCUCAAGGGUAUUUUUUGUUACUACAAGCUUUGUUUUGAGUUAUAUUGUUAACUAAGUUUUUACCUCCAAUAGAGCAAACUGCUACUUUUAAUGGAGGUGAUGUUGAUGAUGUGAAGAUCAUUUCUCCACUUUCUUACUUGGUGCUUGUGCGGCUUCUUGGCUGUGUCCACCAGGUGAGUUCGUUUCUCCUGUGCUCGUCUCGACAUGACGACCCCGACCGAAAAGAGACCAAAAAUCAUACUGGGUUUUUGGGUUUUUUUCGGCCGUCCAAAACAGAAGAGCGUACAACUAAAUCUUAAAGUCUCAAGCUCCACCCUUAGGGGUGGAGGCUUCAAUUUUGAGCUCCUCUCUGAUGUCGAGAGGCCUGCCUUCCAACCUCAACUUCCACACUGCGAUUAAGUACACGACAAUCGAUGGACGACAUGGAUAGUAUCUUCCUGAUAAAUUUUCAUAGAAUAGAAGAUUGGUAUAUAAUCUUACGCUAUCCUCGUCUAAAAACAAAAACAACAACAAUAUUACUUAAAUAGUAUUAACCUCCACGAUAUCAGAUCGACAUGAUUUUGGGCGACCAAAGUCUGCGUAGCAGAGUGAAGCGGGAGAGAGUAACGGACUUUUUGCUCCAGCCACCUAACGUAGUGGAUUUCUUGGCCAUCCUCCCGUUUUACAUCGAGUCCGUGGCCGGGCAGAAUUCUCUGGAGGGCAGCGUGGUUCUUCGCGUCAUCCGCCUAGUCCGUUUGGUGCGCUUGAUGAAGACGGUAAAGUAUUUUGAGCAAUUGAGGAUCAUGGGCCGCGUUAUCCAUAUGGCUCUCCCCGGUUUGACCAUGCUCUUUUUUUAUCUGUGCCUGCUCAUCGUGUUCGCGGGCUCGCUGGUGUACCACGCGGAAGUCGGAGAAUGGAAUCCGGAAACGAACGUGUGGGAAAGGUGGAACUGGCAAAAGAGUGAGUACGAAAGCACGCCCUUUACCAGUAUUCCGCAAUCUUUUUGGUGGACAGUGGUCACUCUGACGACCGUAGGAUACGGCGACAUGGUGCCGACCUCCCUCGCAGGACAACUAGUCGGAACCAUCACCAUCUUCUGUGGAGUUCUGGUACUAAAAUUUAACGAUUUAUAUUAUAAUUAUAUUGUUAUGCAGCAUAAUGCUCAUGAGUCCCUUGUAUCACUAUAAGUACGUAGUGUAAACAAGAUCAUAAAAAAGUUGUAGUGAGCUUUCAUCGCUGUAGUUAAGUAUAAUUCUGUCCUUCUAAGUGGUAAAUGAUGUUGUAUUUGGAUGAGGUAGUAUCACCAUCUUCAUCAUCUUCUGCGGAGUUCCAUUUAUGAUGAUUCAGCAUGGAUACAACAUGUACUUUCUUCAGAGUUGUUCACUUUCUCUUCCAAGAAUCACUUCUAUUUCAUCACUUCUGCCACCAGGUGUUGGCGAUGCCUAUCAGUGUCCUGAGUUCCAGUUUUGGUGAGACGUGGCGCGAGUGGCACGAGGAGCGUCGACUUUCUGCUGCACACGAGGCCGAGGAAAGGGAGGCAAUCGAGGCUGCACUAUCCUUCCGCGACCCAAUCGCGCAAUUCCACAAAGUAGCCAUAGACAUCUUCGAUGAGGACGACCACGGCGACCACGACUUUCUCGGAGAGUGCGACAUACAUUGGGAGGAUAUAGGGACCGGACCAUGGGAAAUUGGGAAACAUGGAGCGGGGAGAAGCUAUUUGUAUCGGGACCUCAACCUCGCUCUAGUCUCAAACGACUACAAGAUCGUGGGGACCAAAAGAAAACUCAUUACCGGCACCAUAGACGUGCGGGUGUGGUGGGAGCCGAAGAAGCCUGAAAACGCAGAGAGUGGAGAGGUAAAAUUUAAAUGUAGUAGAACUUCUUCUAAGUAAGUAGUAGAGCUACAACGAUUAAUACUAAUAUUUAUUACUAGACUUAGUAGCCUCCUCCUAACACGACAUACUACUUUUAAGUAAAUUUAAUAGACCAGAAGUUGUAGUUUAGUUCUUUCGUACUAGAAGAAUUUGGAUUCUCAUUUUUGAUGCUUUAGUUUGGUCUGUAGUGGUCAUUAGCGAGCUGCGGAUUGAUUUUGAUGUAUAAUCUGACUCCGCGUCGGAGACGAAGGUUUUCAUUCUUUCGCUCGCAUUAUUUUUAUUACGAAAAAUUUAGAUGAAGAAGAUGAAGUACUUUUACCAGCGCAAAAGGAAUAGCACUUCUCCUACUGCAUGAGCUUCUUCUACCAACGCCUAUCAUCUACAUGAUUUUUAUCCACAACGACUUCAAGUACUUCUAGUGGUCUUCCAACAACACCUCGUGAAACGACUACUUGCACAAAUCAAUUUACGAUCAUUCCCAUUCCCCUACUUUCAUCUCCCCAUCGCGACCGCAAUCGUCUAGAAAACCAUCAUUACAGGAAGCGAAAGCAAUAGUUCCUUAUCACUACAUGGGGCAUGACUUACAUCCCGGGACGUUGCACGUGAAGCUGGUGCGUGGACGAGGUCUAAGAAACGCCGACGAUACCUGGUGGGACUGGGUUAUUACAAGGCUAGGCAUUGAAAAACCCGGCAGAUCGGAUCCAUAUGCACGGCUUACGUAUUGGCCAUUCUUACCGAGUACACAGGGAAUCAUCGAGGAUAUGACCGCUAGAACCAAGACCAUAUCAAACACCUUAGACCCCGUAUGGGAUCAAGGUACUGCUUGUUUCCUUUUGCUUGUAGUUUCAGUUUCACAUAAGUACUACUACAUCAUGAUCCGUUUAUUUUUGAUCUCUUCUGAUAAGUGUUGAAGAACAGGCCACCGCCUAAACCACUAAGCCAACUGCGCAGUUGGCUUAGUGGUUUAGGCGUUGGCCUGUUCACUUAUCAUCUUCCUUUAUUUUUGCUCCUACUUGUGCUGCUUGUCCUUCUAAACCUCAAGCAGAAAAGCAAAAACCAUCUUGAUCUUACUUGUAUCGAAGACCAGUCAGGGAGUAGUACUGUUCCAACAUUAGAAGAUACGUCAUUGAUGGUACAUUUAUUAGACUUAAUUUUACUAGAAGAAGAAGUUGAGUUUCAAUUUCUUGUGCAUCUUCCAUGAAAAAUCAUAAACCUCCAUAGCUUAGUGGUUAGGUUAGGUUAUGGAUCCUGCACAACGAGCCCCACCGGCACCUGAUAGUCAAAUAAUCGAAAACUGAAAAUAACUGAGUUACCGACCGAAAUAAGGGACGUAGUUUCGAAAGGCUACUCUUCCUUCUUCAGUAUCUUGGUUAUUCUCGUCUGUUGCUCGGUUAUUUCAGUUUUUCGAGUAAGAAUAACGACCCGAUCGCCUCGCACGUGAAUAACGCUAACUGCUCUUAAAUAACAGAAUUUGCGUUGGUUUAUUCCUGGAACCCGGAUGACCUUGCGCAUCUGGAAGCCGCUGCGUUGGAGGAUGCGGACCAGGCCAGCCAGGUGAGUGGUCCUCAGAUGGCUUCCACGCGCGUGAGUGGGCAAACCGCGGACCCCACGGGGUAUGGGGGAGUGCCGCGAGCGGGCGGCUUCGGGGCAGCAGGAGGAGGUGGCGCCUCGCAAGUGGAUUUAGUUUUUCAGGCAGACAUGAUCUCGUUUCGGAACGACUUUUACCUGUACAGAGAAAAAGCACUGGCAAUGCAACAGGAGCACUUAGAGGAGCUCUUUUUAGUGAAAAAGCAGCUCAGUGAAUUGAGGGACGGGAUCGAACAUCUGAAUUUGAAGGCGCUCACCGGCUCGACCAAUUUCUCGUCUCCAGCGGCGCUAAGCCACACCUACCACGGAGGCGGCGGGGGGGGGAGUACGGGCGCGGCGCUGGACCACCCUACUUCCAUGAUAAUGCCUGCGCCCUCGACAAGAGGCGGCAGCAAGUCAGACCACUACGAGCAGCAAAAUUAUAACCUCGCUUCAUCCAACGGAGGCGUCGGGGAAACCUCGAAUCAUCACGUAGUGCGCACCAGCUCGAGCACUAGCAACGGCGCGAGCCAAAUAGACAACGAUGGUACUAUGGUACUGAACACCAGUUAUAGCAAUAACAGUAUGAUCAACGGAGGAGCAGGUGCUGCACCAGUAGGUCCAGGAGGAAUGGGUAACCAGGGGCACCAGGGCAUGCAGAUGCACAAUCUUCCCGGUGCGGUCAACGUAACAGGAGUUCCGACUAGAGUCAUCGGACAGGAUUUGGGAGGUACUGGGGGGAACCUGAGAGAACGGCAAAUCCAACAAUACCAGCAGUACGCAAAUAACCAGCCAUCAGAAGAUACUGGCGGGCAGCCCUAUUGGAAUGGACUCGGACUUUGAGAAGAAAAAGUAGGAGUUUGUUGAGUCCUCGAUCUCUCUGCAUGCUCUGCCUCUUUCGUCCACUAGAUUAGGCAGCACUUCUCAAUCUCAAGAUAUUAGGGUCGUUUAUGUACUACUUGUUCACUUUGCAGCUUUUGGUCGUGUUGCAACAUCUUUGUUAGAAGUACUAACGACGUACACUAUUACUAGAAGAUCGCUUCUAAGAGUAUCUUUAUGUUGUGCAACUUCUAGCAGGAAAAUGCACAAGAACAUGGACUGGGUGCCUUCCACCUAUCAAAAUUUUCUUUGUAAAUGGCAUCGGCUAUCGAUGUUGUUGAUCCCAUAAAGAACGUCGCUGCUGAAGUAGUAGGUAGAGGUACUCUGCAGCUUUAAUAUUUAUUUUUGGUAAUUUUUUUACCUGCUCUGCUAGUUCUACUGCUCUUUCCCUUGUUUUUAUUAUUAGAUGGUGGUGGACUCCUCUAAUUGAUUAGCUUCAUGUUGAAUAACGUCGAGUGAUCUAGUUGUUGUAGUUGAAGAACUGAGGGUGUGCGAGAGUAUCGUCUACUAAGUAGUUACAACCUCGGACGAGUCAUCACGUAGUUGUUAGCAAUGGGUAUGGGACCACGUGGAGCAAUAUUUUUUAUAAGCAAUACUAGGUAAAAAUAAAUAUGAACAUGAACAUCAAUGUGUAUGUGUCAGUCUGUGUGUGACAGACAACAUAUAGUUCUACGGCAUCACCCACAACUACCACAACCAGAUAUGUGUAUGGAGUGUGUAAGUGACUCCUUCUUAUGUAUACAACAAGUGUUAGUGUAGUAAAGAAACGGCCAUAUUAUAAAUCUAUUGCAACGGAUCUUCAAUCCCAGACUGUCCUUUACCUUUUAAGUAAUAUGUUUUUAGGAGUAGUAAGCUGUACUUGUAACAAGAACGUUGUAACAAGAUUGAUGUUGUGUAGAAGAACUACACCGUGUUAGUUCGAACCCUUUUUAGUUGUGCUUGUAACUAACAUACUGAAUCAGGUGUGACAAAGAAGAAUUAUCAUGUCAUGAUGUCAUCACCUAGUACUACUAUCAAAAUUCAACGAACUACGAACUGUCUUCAUUGUAUAGUACGUACUAGAACUAGAUGAACAAGCUCAAGAACUUCUCCCGACUGGUGUGUUGUAUCUUUAUAAAUAUAUAGGAUACGACAGCAUAUCUUCAGGGUCGUUCUUACUUAGAAGUCUUACUAGUUCGGAGCGAGAAUCUCGGAAAUAGUAGGUACGACUACGAAGCUUUGUGUUAAAAUGAUGCAGCAAGUAACGAGAUCAUCGUCACGACUUGUUCUACUCACCACGACAUUUACACGAGACCAAUAUAAUCAUACCAAGAAGAACACUUUAUGAAUUCUUGUUCUUGUAACGAGACCACCAAGAUUUGACUCACGACACGACAUGAUAGCAGAGGACUCAUAUUAGACAUGCUCAAUCUUCGAAGACUUUCGAAUUAUUAUACUUACAUACUUACACACACGAACAACAAUUCAAAUGAUCAUGAUGCCAACGAAUCCAAUCUGUAUCUGUGGUCUUCUUCAAAGAAGAUGACGACAGCUUGAACUUUGACAAUUACACCACAGAUUCAGAU